AUGGCGGCAAUGGCUUUGCGACUCUCGUUGUUUGCUCUGCUAUCCUGUUUUGUCUGCUUCUCAUUCGCGCAGUCGGACGGUGAGAUUAUCUUUGGUAUUAGCGAUUUGGACCUGGGGUAUUUUGAGGAACAUGGCGACCUUCACCCCAAUGCCACCAACAUGCUAGUUAUCGACCACAAUUCCACUAGCCUUGCUGCACGCAAAAAUGAUCACGUCUGUAGUGCCAAUGUGGGCACGGAUUGGCAUGCUCGAUGCUACGGCUGGACGGGUGCCGUCGCAUCUGUUGGCAUCUUUGCUGUCGGUGUCGCCAACUUGUUGAAAAGUGCCUCUGACAAGCACGAGUGCGGUUACUACAUUGACAAUCACGGACCUUUGCAGGUUGCGAUCCAUGCGGAUGCUCCGAACUGCCACACAACUUCUCAAAAAGCCACGAUUGAGGGCGCCAUCACUAAAUGGAUCAACACGAACCUAAAAUACGGUUCGUGCAACGUGCAGUGUCUCCAUGUUGACCACUAUGGCAACUGGCACGGCUACAUUGCCUUUGGCGUAUUAGACGGCAACAUCAACCAGGCCCUGUCCAAGUGUAUUAGUGUCCACAAGACAGAACAAUGUGUUAGCGGCGGCAAAUACGACCGUGGCUAA
Molecule: messenger RNA, 642 nt
Organism: Beauveria bassiana ARSEF 2860
Lineage: Eukaryota; Fungi; Ascomycota; Sordariomycetes; Hypocreales; Cordycipitaceae
Exons: 1
Coding region: 1-642 (213 amino acids)
Source: RefSeq, a predicted model, not a curated record